AUGACCAGCGCUGGCGCCAAGGGGUCGUGGCUCUCGCAGCCGAUGGUGAAGAGCGUGCUGGUGUAUCGCAACGGGGACCCUUUCUUCCCGGGGCGUCGUAUUGUCGUCAACGAGAAGAAAGUUUCCAACUUUGAGGUGUUCCUGAAAGAGGUGACGGGCAGGGUGAAGGCACCCUUUGGAGCUGUGCGUAACAUCUAUACCCCCCGGGGUGGGCAUCGUGUCCGGCAGCUGGAGGAGCUUCAGAGUGGAGAGCAGUAUGUGGCUGGUGGCAGGGAAGCCUUCAAGAAACUCAACUAUUUGGACAUUGGAGAAACAAAGAAAAAACCUGCUGAAGUCAAUAACGAGGUCAAGCCGGUUACUCACAGUAGAAUCACUGUGUCAGCACGGUUUCGAAAACCACUCCAGGAACCCUACACUAUUUUUCUGAUUGCUAACGGAGACCUUAUUAGCCCUGUAGUGCGCCUCCUCAUUCCCAGGAAAACACUGAAUCACUGGGAUCAUAUUCUCGAAAUGGUUACAGGAAAAGUUACCCUCAGAAGUGGAGCUGUUCACAGACUUUACACUUUAGAUGGAAAACUUGUUCAGAAUGGGUCAGACUUGGAGAAUGGGCAAAUCUAUGUUGCAGUGGGUAGAGAAAAGUUUAAGAAGUUGCCAUAUGGUGAUCUGCUGUUUAGCAAAUCGACAAUGAGAAGGCCACAGGGUUCCAAGGCCUCUGUACUACCUCCAAUUGUGGGAUCUCGAAAGUCUAAAGGCAGUGGAAAUGAUCGGCAAUCUAAAUCUACCGUUGGAUCCAGUGACACAGGAGAAAACAGUUCCUCACCUCAGCUUCCCAAAGGGAAAGACAAAAAAAGCCAGAAUCCAGAGGAUUCUGUGUCCAGACGACAGUUUCCUAACAACUCUACAAAAGUAAAACAGACAGUAACAGCUUCCACAGGAGUCCUUCAAGGUAAUGGUGAAGAUAUUUACAAAGCCAGAGAAGAGGGGUCUGAAAUGUGGGGAGCAGCUGAAGUGCAGGAAGAUGAAGAUACUCGUGUAGAAGUUCCCCUGGACCAGAGACCAGCAGAAACUGUAGAUGAAGAAGAAAAUGCCGAAGAGGAAAAUGACAGGGGAGAGGAGGCCUAUAAAGGACAGGAAGAAUAUCCAGAAGUGAAUGGAGAGAAAAGUGGGGAAACUGUUAAAGGAAGAAGUGAAGUGGAAGAAAACAAGAAGAAAUUAAAUUACAAUUAUGAAUAUGAAGCAGAAGAGACAGAGAAUGUUGACCAAGCAGAGGAAGAGGAACUUACCCAUUUAAAUGGCAAGAAAAAUGAAGAAAAUGGUGAGGGAAUGGAGCACUUGAACUACCAAGGUGAUCUUCGGCCUGAAGAAGAAAUAAAAGAGGAUUCUGACAGUCAGAACCAGGUUGAUUCCCAUCUUGAAAAAGCAUCCACAAAUCCAAGGGUGACAAUCACCAGCCCACAGGAAAGUGAAAAAAAUGACCAGAGCAAUGACUAUGCUGCAGUUGCAUAG
This is a messenger RNA of Haliaeetus leucocephalus (bald eagle), 1506 nucleotides long. It is a transcript of the gene DCDC2, whose product is annotated as doublecortin domain containing 2. Gene Ontology annotation, cellular component: axoneme; microtubule organizing center; kinocilium. Gene Ontology annotation, biological process: intracellular signal transduction; neuron migration; regulation of cilium assembly. The transcript has 10 exons. The record is from RefSeq and is a predicted model, not a curated record. Lineage: Eukaryota; Metazoa; Chordata; Aves; Accipitriformes; Accipitridae. The coding region runs from base 1 to 1506 and encodes 501 amino acids.